Molecule: messenger RNA, 1938 nt
Organism: Haemorhous mexicanus (house finch)
Lineage: Eukaryota; Metazoa; Chordata; Aves; Passeriformes; Fringillidae
Gene: CRCP
Product: CGRP receptor component
Exons: 7
Coding region: 156-608 (150 amino acids)
Biological process (GO): transcription initiation at RNA polymerase III promoter
Cellular component (GO): RNA polymerase III complex
Molecular function (GO): nucleotide binding
Source: RefSeq, a predicted model, not a curated record
AUUUCUCCUUCCUUUUCCGCUUCCGUCGCGGCCGCCUAGUCCUCCUUCAGCUCCACCAGGUCUCGGUCCGCUGCUCCCCCGCCGUGCCCCGCCGUGCCGCGGCUGCCCGGGCGUAGCGGGAGGAUCCUCGGGGAGGCCGCGCCGGGGAGGACAAGAUGGAGGUAAAAGAUGCAAAUGCUGCAUUGCUGAGUAACUUUGAGGUGUACCAGUUACUUACUGAUCUCAAGCAGCAGCGUAAAGAGAGUGGCAAAACCAAGCAGAGCUCUGGGCAGCAGAAUCUGAACACAAUCAUGUAUGAGACACUGAAGUACAUUUCAAAAACACCCUGCAGGUACCAGAGUCCUGAGACUGUCAGGGAGUUCCUGAUAGCAAUGAAAGACCAUAAAUUAACCAAGGCAGAAAAGCUGCAGCUGCUGAACCACAGGCCUGUGAGUGCAGUGGAGAUCCAGCUGAUGGUGGAAGAAAGCGAGGAGAGGCUGACAGAGGAGCAGAUCGAGUCCCUCCUGCAGACAGUCACCAACAUCCUGCCAGGGGAUCCAGAGGAGCAGCACAGGGACUCAGCAAUGGCAACAGAAGACAAAGGGUCAGAACCCCCAGAUCAGAAAUGACUUAUGGAGGGCAGAUAUCACCUUGCUGAUGUGACUCCAUUUCCCAGUGUCCUGAAUAUCACACAGAAGAUCUGCCAGUCGCCCACAUUGCUUUUUAUUCCCUUAAUUAUCCCCUUAAUUAGCCAUUCCCUACCACAGGAGAUGGACCCUCCUAAUCCUGGAACAGAGAAGUGGCACUGAGUGCCUCUGGGGUGCAAGAAAGGUAAAUGUGUGUUCUGAGAAGAAACUGAGCACUCAGCACUUCCUCAAUAUUUAGGAAGUGGAAUUUACUUUUCAUUUUCUCAUUUCUUACCUCUCCCUCACUUUUUUUCCCCUGUUGUGUGUUUGGCUCUGCUCAGGGCUGCUCUGGUGCUGAGAAAGGGGAACAAGCUGCCAGAAUCCCUGAUCUGAUACUUCAAAACACCUGGGCUUUCUCUUCCCAUAAAUUCACAUUUCUUGAGGAUUCUUUGGCAGUCCCUGCUGGAGAAGUUUUAUUACAAGAGGUUUUAUCUUAUGGGAGGAGAAGUAGCUGCUGCUCCUGCCUGUGCUCUGGUGCUGGGCAAGGGGAAUGGAUCUGCUGGAGCCAGAUGUGCACAGGGAAUUUUGAGAAAGAUCCAGGAAAUCCCUCCUGCUGAGCUGAGCAGCUUUGGUGGAGCUCAGGGCUGUGUGUGAGGCUGUACCCAUGGAUUUUUUGGGUUUUUUAUUUGGGUUAAGGUGGGGAUUAAAUGUGUGAGAUAGAAUUUCUUGUUUGGACUUAGAUGUUUAUUAGUUCUUAUCUAUACCACAGUCUUACAGCCUGUGACUUCUACAGUACUUCAUUCUAACAAACUAAAAAUGGAGCUGGAUCUCUCUUUACAAGGCUUUUUAAGGCUAAACUGUCUAAUUAAGAAAUUAUACUUAAAUUAUUUUUACUUUUAACUUCAUAACUAAUUACUUGUGGCCUGCAAUGCAGGUUUUUUUUAUCUAAUUACACAAUACUACCUAAACUAAUGGAGAAGGUGAAGAACCAGACUCUGCCCUGAAACUUCUAUUUUAUCAAGCUUCAUAUAGAUAUAAAUAAUAUAUAUAAUACUUCUAUUAUAUAUAUUAUAUUAUAUAUAUUAUAUAUGUUUUAUAUAUUAUACUUCUAUCUAUUAUAUUUUACUUCUAUCUUAUCAAACUUUAUAUUAUAUUACUUUUUAAAUAUUUUACUAUAUAUAUUAUAUUUUUUAACAUAUAUUACUGUAUUCUAGAACUUUAUGUUUUCUACCAUGUGAUACUACACACUUCUAUUCAAACUAUACACUUAUAAUCCCAGUUCUGUCAUUUAAUUUUGGAAUUUAAUUUUAUUUAAAUUUAAUUUUUCUCCACA